AACAACUAAAUAAAUGAGGUGCAGCAUGUAAAAUCUUUUUACGAAGAAUUUUAUGAAUAAACAUGUUUAAAUGUAUAUUACAUACAAAUCAGCCGGGAUGAAGUAUAAAUAAUCAGGGAUAUAUUUUCGAGUAGUCAGAAAAAAAUACAGUGUUAUGCGGUCUAAAAUGGAAACUAAACGAACACUAGAUUAUCGAAUUAAUAUUUCCGUUUUAUUAUUCAAGAUAAAUCCAUAGGAUAUUUGUAAGGAUCAUGGAGUCAUCCAGUGGGGGAAGUAACAUUCCCAAAAUUAUGGUGUUUAGACCUACCAUGGAGGAAUUUAAAGACUUUGCCAAAUACAUCACUUACAUAGAAUCACAAGGUGCACACAAAGCUGGCUUAGCAAAGAUAAUUCCACCAGCAGAAUGGAAACCAAGAAGAAAUGGUUAUGACGACCUUGAAAUGACGAUUCCUUCGCCCAUCACUCAAGUUGUUACAGGAUGUCAGGGCUUGUAUCAGCAGUAUAAUAUACAAAAGAAAGGUCUUACUGUGAAAGAAUUCGAAAAAUUAGCCAAUAGUGAAAGAUACAAGACCCCAAGACAUUUUGACUAUGAAGAACUAGAAAGAAAAUAUUGGAAGAACAUAACAUUUGUGAAUCCAAUCUAUGGAGCUGACAUAUCAGGAAGUCUGUAUGAUCCUGAUCAAGAUAUAUGGAACAUUAAUCGUCUUGGAACCAUCCUGGAUUAUGUUAAUGGAGAUUAUGGUAUUAAGAUAGAAGGUGUUAACACAGCUUACUUAUACUUUGGAAUGUGGAAGACAACAUUUCCUUGGCAUACAGAGGAUAUGGAUCUAUACAGCAUUAAUUAUGUACAUUUUGGUGCACCAAAGAGUUGGUAUGCCAUACCCCCAGAACAUGGAAGAAGACUAGAAAGAUUAGCUGCAGGAUUUUUCCCUAGCAGUUACCAAUCUUGUCCAGCUUUCCUGAGACAUAAAAUGACACUUAUCUCACCAGCAAUCCUGAAACAAUACUCUAUACCCUUUAACAAGAUCACACAAGAGGCUGGAGAAUUUAUGGUCACAUUUCCUUUUGGUUACCAUGCAGGAUAUAACCAUGGAUUUAACUGUGCUGAAUCUACUAACUUUGCAACAGAAAGGUGGAUUGAGUAUGGAAAAAGAUGUCAUCAGUGCAAAUGUAGGAAGGAUGGAGUUAAAAUAAGCAUGGAUACAUUUGUUAAAAGAUUCCAGCCUGAAAGAUAUCCUUUUUGGAAAGAGGGCAAGGACAUAGGACAUCACCCUGAAGAUGAUCAGAGCAAAUUAUAUCACAAAAACAGGGAUACCAGCAAAUUGAUUGGAGCCAACAGUACAGGGACAGUUUCCAAGAGACAUCCAAUUUCUACUUCUACAGAUGAUUCACCAAAGAAAAGAGGUCGACCUAAAACUGAAGAUACAUCAACAGAUAUAAAAUCAGAAGUAACAGAACAGAAAGUGCAAAAUAUUAUCAAAAAGAUAAAAGAAGAUAUGGAAAAGAAAACUGAUGAUACAGAUAAGAGUGGAGAUGAAGCAGAUGGAGAUAGUUCAGCUUCUGAUACAGAAGACGAAGAAGUGAAUAUUUGUGGUAAGGAAGAAAACAAAAAUUUACCGUCCAGAAAAAAAAUAGAUAUGUACUUAGAAGAUGUCAAAAAACCCAAAGAGGAAAAACAAAAACACAGUCCAAAGUCAUUUCAAGCAGCUUUUGAAUCCUUAGUAGCAGCAAAAGGUACUAGUUUUUACCUACCGUCACAGAAAAAAGAUGCAAAUUUUAAAAUCCCAAAGAAACGAAAAUCUGAUGAAAGUGUAUCUUUUGAUUCAUUAAAUGAUCAGCCUCCUAGUGCUCAAAAGUCUGCUAGCGCAACAUUAUCAUCUCCAACAAAGAAAGUUCGACAUGAUUCAGGAGAAGUUAAUUCAAAGCAUAGACAGAGUUAUCCCCCAUCUUCUAGUUCUAGCUACUCUUUUAUGCCAUUAUCGCAGCAGGAAUCCACUCAAAGCAAAGAAGAUGAAUUCAAUAGACUUAAUUUCUUAAUGCCAACUAUUCGAUGGAUUAAACAACAAAAAAUGCUACAAAAUUGUACCAGUAAACCAGGAACAAGUCCUCUUCAAAUGCCUUCUCCAUUUAUUCAGGCAACAGGUGAUCAUUUAUCAUUCAGUGACCUUUCUAGAGGUCAGACAAAGGAUAAUGAGAUUAUUGUAUAUCCACAAGGAGUCAUGGUUUCAAAACAGCAGACCACAAACAUAGCUCCUAAGUCACCAAGAUCACAACAAGCUCUAUCACCAAGAUUACAACAGGCUCUAUCACCAAGAUUACAACAGGCUUUAUCGCCAAGGUUACAACAAGUUAUAUCACCAAGGUCACAUCAGGCUAUAUCACCAAGGGCACAUCAAGCUUUAUCACCAAGAUCACAACAGGCAUUACCACCAAAGUCUAAACAGGCAUUAUCACCAAGAACUCACACAAUGAUAUCACCAAAGUCAAACUCGACUGUUUCAGCUAAGGUUUAUGAUCCCUAUUCUAAGCUUGGUUUACAUUCACUUGGAGCAUCUAUUAAAUCAGAACAUCAAUAUUGUAAUAGUUACAAUGAUCAGAAAUCACAAGUAUUAGAUUUAUCUGUUUCUACUGCUAUGUCUACAGAUGAUGAUGAUAUGAAGAACUCGCCAUUGUUUAGGUCAUUACUUACAAGAGAUAGCCCUUCAAUAUCUUCCAAUAUUACUGUAGCUACGGCCACAAUAAAACAGGAACCAUCCAUAAAAACAGAAAAACACGAAAUAUCCACAUCUACCGUUACUUCUACUACAGAGACUUAUCAAAAUACUUCUGCUAGUUCCACAGCUGUUACACAAGUUUCUAAUAGUACCUCUGUCAGUAAUUCAUCAUAUGGAAAUUUAAUGAAUUUAUCAUCGGUAGUUUCUCCGUCUGAUAUUACAGCAUCUCCUGUAGUUGUCAAACCUCCAAUGAAACUAACAGGAAGUCAACAAGACUUAUUUUCAAAUAUGAAUCAGGUGUUUGAAUUAGCUUCUAGUGUACUUAACCCUAAAAAGGAGGUAACUGAAUCCGAAUCAAAGGACAAAUGUUUGAGUUUAAGUAGUAGUACCGUAUCCUCUAUAUCAAAUGUGUCAUUAGUUCAAUCUGCAUCAGAUCAAAAGAGAACUCCUGGACAAGUUAGAAUUAUUCAACAACAACCAAGAGCAGUUGGUCAAUCACUUUUAUCACCUGAUAUUAAUUCUAGACAAGUUAAUUUAUUAAGCAGUCCACCUAGAUUGGUACAGCAAACAAAUAUAAUGGGAAGACAGAAUAUUGCCAGAGGCACCACAGUCAUUUCUCCAAGAUCUCAACAUACCACUUCAACCCAGAGACCAGCAUUUUCUAAUGUUGGCCGUGUGAUUCAGAAUCCCAUUCGCUUGGGAUCUCCUGGGAAUUUUCUACCAGGUCAGAAUAUUGUGCUGCAACAGAAUACCUCUCAGCCGCAGACUUUUUUAGUGAGUAUACCUGUGAUGACUACCUCUGGUACUGGCGCUCCCUCUAUGCCUACUACAAUUAUUUCCAGUACUAGGGCAUCACAGGUUAAUAGCAUAGUAGGCAGUGUUAAUAAGGGUGUAACUGAGACGAAACCAACUCCUCAGCCAAUUCAAGUCAUUAAUAAGGCUACAAAUUCACUGACAGUCAACCAACUCUUAAAGGCUUCAAGGGAAAAGGCAGCUUCUGUGAAAGUAGGUUCAGCACCUAAUAAUGGCAACACUAAUACCAUAUUGGUAUCUGCAGGAAAUCCCAUUGUCUUAGGAAGUAAAGUUGUGCAGGUACAACCAAAUCUGUGUCUAAAUUCUCAAACAACAAAUGCAACAAAGACUGUGAAUGUUGUAAACGUGAUACCUACACCGUCUCAAAGAAAUGUGAAUUCUACAUCAUCUCAAAGGAAUGUAAAUGUUAUACCUACAUCAUCACAAAGGAAUGUUAUACCUACAUCAUCACAAAGGAAUGUAUCAUAUAUCCUUACACCUUCAGGUGGUUCUGUGCAAGGAAAACAAGUGAUUAGUGUUAGUACAACUCCAACUAGUGUUGUUCAAACACUGUCUACUUCCAAACCAGCAUCAGCUCUUGUCAAAAAUAUUGUAAAUCAGACAACUGUUAAACCAGGAUCUCUUUUAUCCAAAUCUGUGCCACAGUUCGGUGGUAGUCCACAAUUUGGAACUACUCAGUUUUUAUUACAAGGUGUAACACAGAUUCAUCCAGCACCAGCAAAACAUUUUCAGGUAGAUUCUAAAACGCCAUUAUUUCAAUCCAUAGUGUCAAAAACUCCAUCUCAAGCCAUAAGUUUAGCCAAAUCAGUAAAUAGUGCUUCAAUUCAAAAUAGUGUAAAUAAAACUCCCAUUUCUGUUAUAUCACCACACAAUGUACAGAGUUCUGUAACAUCAAGUAAAUCACUUGAUACAAUGGACAGUGAUCAAGCUUAUGGGGCGAUUGUAAGUCCUAAUAAGGUGUUACAACUGGUACCUCAACCUAUUGUUCCUAUCUCACAAGCAUCAAGUAAAUCUAGUUCUGAUACUGUUAAACCAGUUGUCUCAUCCAGUAAUUCAUCAAUGGUUGUCAAGGAAGUGGAAAGUUGUAAGGAGGUGAAAAAGGAAAAACCUCCAAAGAAACAAUCAUUAUACAAAGGUGGUCCUAAUGGAGAAUUACUUCAAACAAUGGUUCAGACCUCCAGUUAUAGCUCAUUUUCUGGAAGUGGAGCGAAAUCAAAGGGCAGGAAAUCAGAGCAAAGUGAAGUAUCAAGCUCGGAUGACUCACCAAAAAAGGCCAUGAAAAGAUCUCAGCAGUCUAGGCAAACAGCUGAUGAAAUGAAGAGAAAUCUGAAAAUGCUUACAGAAACAUUAAAGAAUCGGUUAGAUGAAAAUCAGAAUCCCACAAGUCAGUCUGAGGCUUCAUACUCAUCAUCUGAAGAGGUACCUAAAAGGAAGAAGAGAAAAAGUGGCGAAAAGACACCAAAAGUAGAAAAAAGGAAAAGAAAUGAUUCGGAAAAAGAUCUUGGUGUAGAACCUGUGAUUAUACCCACAAGCAUUACAACAGAGCCUUGGACAAAACCUAUCAGAAAUUUAUGGCAACAUUUACUACUAAACUUUGCUGCAGAACAGACAUUUAAUCAGACAUUAGCCAAGGUGGAACCUUAUUGUAGCAUCUGUGCAUUGUUCAAACCAUUAUCAAGAAUAUCUUCAUCAAAGGAUGGGAGCAAACCAGCAAAGAAUCUACGUACCUUACCAAUGAUUCCAGAAAUGUGUUUUGCUUGUAGUAAGGACAAUAAGAGACCAUUUGCUGUGAAUUCUUCAGUAGACAAAGAGGGCCUCAGCCAACUUUUGACUUGUGAAAACUGUAAAGUAACAGUUCAUGCCAGUUGUUAUGGUGUGUCAGAUGUACCCAGGAAUAAAAAGAACUGGACAUGUACUAGAUGUACUAGGAAUCAGUUGUCAGCGGAAUGCUGUUUAUGUUGUCUACGAGGAGGUGCAUUAAAACCUACUACAAAUGGUAAAUGGUGUCACGUUGUUUGUGCUUUAGCUCUGCCAGAAGUUAAAUUUGUAAAUAUUCACAAGAGAGAACCCAUUAAUGUAGAUACAAUUACAGUGGAAAGGGCUAGGCUGAAAUGUAUGUUUUGCCAACCUUUACAAAACAGUGAUAAAUCUUAUGGAGCAUGUAUCCAGUGCUCCAAUGGUAGAUGUACUUCUUCCUUCCAUGUCACAUGUGCAUAUGCUGCAGGAGUAAUGUUUGAAACAAGUGACUGGCCUUAUCCAGUCUAUAUCACAUGUAACAAACACAAUACUAAGGAAAAGGUGGCUAGAGACAGAGAGUUGACAGAAUUAAAAGUAGGAGAUAAAGCCUAUGUUAAACACAAAAACACUCGAUAUUACCUGUGUAAUAUUGUAAAAGUGGAAGGCCAGACAUAUUAUAGUGUGGACUUUGAGGAUGGCUCAUUUAGUGAUGAUUUGUAUCCAGAAGAUCUUGAUAACUAUGAUGUGUCUGAUGGUCCCCCUCCUGUUGGUGCCAAAGUAUGGGUCAAAUGGACAGAUGGUGAUUUAUAUGGAGCAACAUUUAGAGGAACCAAAGAUCACUGCAUGUAUACAAUUGAAAUGGCAGAUGGUACUGAAAAACCACAUAAACGAGAUGAGCUAUGGCUGCAGACGGAGGAACUACCAAAACAAGUCAAAUCAAGACUGUCAACUGCAACAGAAAGGCGAUUUAAUUUAUUCUAUGAUGAUGAAAUUGAACAUGAAAUUGCAGAGCAUGGAAGGAGAGUGAAACCAAAGAUCUCAUAUUCUAAGUUACUUGGUGACAAGUGAAGAUAUUGUGCAAUAAUCUGGCAGCUUAGAUUGCAUGAACUAGUUCUACAUGAUUUAUCUACUGAAUAGCAUUGGUCUUCCCCUGAAGGAUGUUAAGUUUUAUUCAGCCAAAUAGAAAGACAUUGUUAGUGAACAGAUUCACACAGUUAAAAUUGACAGAGAAAUUAUUUUUAUGACAGUUGUAUUAAGAAUUCAUAAGUUAGAGUUGAUGUUUGGAUUAUGUUUGUUGCAAAAAUGUUUUCGGUGUUAAAAGUUGGAUUUUCAUUUGUAUUCCAUUUUUGUGGAAACCAAAAAGCAUUAUUUUCAUGUUAAUGGGUUAAAAUCAGAGGUGAAAAAUGUUUUCCCCCCUUUUGGGUAAUCCCAACUAUUUUGUCAGUCAUUUUAAUAUAACACUUUGUAAGGAAAAAGAAAAAGGUAAAAAUUUUGUGUUUUUUGUUUGUUUUUGUUUGUGUCUGAUUUUCUUGAUUAUUUAUUGACCAGGACAGUGUGAACCAUAAGAAAGACUAUUUUACAAAGCUGACCCCUGUGAUGCUUAUUUAUUUUUACUAAAGAUAAAAAAAAAUUAUAAACUUUUGUCUUGUGGAAAAAAAUCUCUCUUUCAUCUCUGUAUGGUUAGUUUCAUCAACUGUUAAGUAUUCUAUAACAGUAUUAUCUGAAAAUUGUUAUUAAAAAAAAAAAUCGUACAGGUUUUACUCAAUUGCAACAGGCCUCCAAGAUAAGUUUCCAGCAUUCCUUUAAAGCUGGUUCCCGGUAUUAGGAAGUUGCAAAACAAAAAAACACAGGAUGUUAUAUAAAAACUGGAUCAAGACUGAUUAGGAAAACUAUCAAUAGUAAACACACAUGCAAAAUUAAUGACUUAAAAUAUGUUGACAAAUUGGUUGUAUUUUUUAUUUCACAUGUAAACAACAUGUUUUCCUUAGUUUUACAUGUCUAUUGCUUUUUAUGAAAGCUUUAUUAUGCUUUUUAUUGAAGUUGAUAUCUGUAGUUUAUUUCUGUAACUCUACUUAAUAUUUAUGUUUGUAACUAUCACCCAAUGACUGUCGUUUAUAUGACAAGUGGAGGAUUGAGAUAUUGUGGAGAAAAUUCCUGUAAAUUUAUUUCAUAGCCCUUGUAGAUACACUCCUCAGGAACACUUAUAAAUAUAUAUAUAGAACAAGUAUAUAAUAUUUUCAUAAAGGCAGCAAGCAUUUUAACAUGUAAAAAUUCAAAAAUGUAUUUAUUGGUUUAUAGAUAAAUUUCAUUAUAUAAAUAACUAGUUCAUUGAAAAUUGAAAUAUAUAAAGCAUUCUAUUUGGCUCCACAUCUACCCUAGGCUUGUUUUACAAUUUGUUAGUUUUUUUUCCUUUUAACCCUGUUUGUGCUGCUUUUGAAUUACACCACAUGUUGCAGUAACCUAAUAGUGAUUUUAUACUUCAUGUUUCUUGAGCUUUUAACAUGAUUCCUAUUUUAAGAAUAGGUAUCCUAUGAGUUUAUUUUAAAUGUAUAUUAUCUUUUAUAAAUAUGCAUUACAUGACUAUCAACAAUCUAACAUUUUCUAAACAUUAUUGUAUAACUUUCUUGUACUGUUCAUAUUAUGAUUUGUAAUAUGAAUUUCAUAUUUUGUAUAUUUGUACUCUUGUAAUAGAUCAGCUGUAUCACCUGACAUCAUUGAUUUUGUUUUUGCAGCAUUUUUUCAACACUUUAUUUUCAUUAUUUUGUUGCCUUGGUUUACUUUAAGUAUAACAAAUAUAUUCCACCUAGAUGAAAGUGCACUGCUUUGUGGUUUAUGGAUAAAAUUGAUAUUAUUCUGAAAUACUGACUAGAGGCAUGGUAUAACCAGAUAUAUUAAUAUGAAAUAAAUGGAUGGUAAUUAGUUUUUAAUUCCACAGGGACAGAUGGAACAGCCUUGCUAUUUAUACUUUGUCAAUACAGUAGUUCAGAGGGUUAACAAAGUGCAAGAUUCAAACAAAAUAGUCUGGAAUUGUCUCUUUCUUGAAAAUAUUUUGGGCUUUUUCAAAAUCAAUCUUUGAUGACAUAGUCAUAUAUUUCGUUGUACAGUGUCAAGAUUCUAGUGUAACAGCCCCACAAAACUAAAGUAGAUGUGAAAAGUUAACACAAUCUACAGUCUGUUUUAAAGUAUAGUUAGUAUAAAUCUUAUUUUACUACAAUAUAAAGUUCAAAAUAUUGCUUCAGCCAAUAAAAAGGUGAACCAUUUCAACAGUACAUGUACUAUUAGCCAGAAACAGUAACAGUAGUAUGUUUAGUUUAUUUCACUUCUUGAACAUGACAAGAUGUUUAUUUUUUGUUCCCCCCUCCCCUUUUAAUUUAAGAUAUUUAUUAAUUUUAUUAGGAGUAAUGAAUUAUGACAAUAUUGAGGAAAAUUGAGCAGUUGUAAAUUUGCGAUUGUAUAUUUAUUACCUAGAAGAGGUGAAUUGUUUAUAUAUACUUUUGUAUAUAUUGGUACCAUUGUGUUGUGUGUGUGAUUAUCAUGCAUUAAAAUCAAUAAACAUGUGAAACUUAA
Messenger RNA from Mytilus trossulus (common blue mussel), 8831 nucleotides. RefSeq lists its product as uncharacterized. The record is from RefSeq and is a predicted model, not a curated record. NCBI's taxonomy places the organism in Eukaryota, Metazoa, Mollusca, Bivalvia, Mytilida, Mytilidae. Bases 252 to 6332 code for a protein of 2026 amino acids. The transcript is spliced from 19 exons. Gene Ontology annotation, biological process: chromatin remodeling; regulation of gene expression. Gene Ontology annotation, cellular component: chromatin; nucleus. Gene Ontology annotation, molecular function: histone H3K9 demethylase activity.